Molecule: messenger RNA, 1877 nt
Organism: Pyrgilauda ruficollis (rufous-necked snowfinch)
Lineage: Eukaryota; Metazoa; Chordata; Aves; Passeriformes; Passeridae
Gene: LSM4
Product: LSM4 homolog, U6 small nuclear RNA and mRNA degradation associated
Exons: 5
Coding region: 139-555 (138 amino acids)
Biological process (GO): P-body assembly; spliceosomal snRNP assembly; nuclear-transcribed mRNA catabolic process
Cellular component (GO): U6 snRNP; P-body; spliceosomal tri-snRNP complex
Molecular function (GO): U6 snRNA binding
Source: RefSeq, a predicted model, not a curated record
CUGAUUGGCUGCUGCGGGACCGCGCCGCGCUCUGAUUGGCUGCGGCGGGACCGCGCCGCGUUCUGAUUGGCCCCGCGCGGAGCCGGGGGCGGUUUGAGCGGCAGCGCCCGGCGCGGCGGCGGCUCCCGGUCCGGCACGAUGCUGCCCCUGUCGUUGCUGAAGACGGCGCAGAACCACCCCAUGCUGGUGGAGCUGAAGAACGGGGAGACGUACAACGGGCACCUGGUGAGCUGCGACAACUGGAUGAACAUCAACCUGCGGGAGGUUAUCUGCACGUCGCGGGACGGGGACAAGUUCUGGAGGAUGCCAGAGUGCUACAUCCGUGGCAGCACCAUCAAAUACCUGCGGAUCCCUGACGAGAUCAUUGACAUGGUGAAGGAGGAGGUGGUGUCCAAGGGCAGAGGCCGUGGUGGGAUGCAGCAGCAGAAGCAGCAGAAGGGCCGUGGGGUUGGAGGAGCUGGACGAGGUGUGUUUGGUGGCCGUGGCCGUGGAAUUCCAGGCAGUGGAAGAGGCCAGCAGGAAAAAAAGCCAGGCAGGCAAUCAGCCAAGCAGUGAGAGCCAGGGACACUUUGGGUUUUGUCACCUCAGGGCUGCCACGUGUCCAAAAACGUUCCCUUUCCUGCUCUUCCAUCAGAACCAGAGCCCAAAUCAUGUUCCUUUGGAAGCCCCUCACGCUUUAGUCUGGUGGAGUUUUUGCUCCUUGUAGUCAGCAAAUCAUUGGAAAUACUUUUUAAAAAUUCGUUCAUGGUUAAGGACCGAGGUUCUGCCUUCUCCUGAGAGUGAAUUUUUCAGGCUUACCAGGUUUAAUUUAAAAUAUUUUCCUGUUCAGAGGUACCAGUACGAAGGCAAACACUUUCUGGAUUGCUUGGAUUUUUUUUUUUUUUUUUAAAUACUUGAAAGUUGGGAAACUUGUUUUGUUUGUAACAGAUGUGUUUUGGUUUAAAAACACUGAACUUGAGGAUGUUGUGUCUGUGUGUGAAUAGUCCUAAAGGUUUGGGGGUUUUUUAAACCAACAAACUUUUAAGCUAUUGCUUUUCUUCUCCUGGCCAGUGAGUUCUGUUUCUCCAGUGGCUUAAAGGAGGGAUGAACACUGACCUUCAGGCCUUGUUGCCAAGAGAGCUUUGUGGCAAAUGAGCGUUUCCCAAUUAGUUCAUUGCUAAUUUGACUUCAGAUUAGAAGUUUCCUUCAAAGGAACAGGGUUUUUUUCUGUGUUGGGUUGUUUGUUUUGUUGUUUUUUUGGGGUUUUUUUGCAUGAGGCUGGUGCGCCCCUUCUUCCUCAUGGGGGAUUUAAUUUUUUAUUUUUAACACCAACUUGAGUUGAUUUACAUGGGUUUAUUUCCUCCCCCUUGCUUUGAAAACUCUCUCCCUUCUGCUGUGACACCAAGUGCUGAACUCUGACAAUAUUUCCCGACCUAAUUUCUUCCAGUAGCUGGUGAUUGACCUCGCUGGCUGUACCUGUCACUUCCUCCCCCAGCCACCAAUUAUCUUCCCUUGGGGACACAGGCCAGCGUGUGAACGUGUCCCUCCUGUAGGUUCAGACAACUCCUGGGAAUUCCCAGGGCAGGUUACUCCAGUCUUCCAUCCCAAAAUACACCCUCAGAAUAUCCUGGCUGAGCACACCGGGGGGAAGAAACAGCUCUGGGUGUGCCUCACCCCCCCUGGAUGGAUGAAACAGCUGAAUUUUGGUGGGGGGGGAAUUGAUAUUGUGGCUUGUUUUGAGCAGGUUUGGGGUUUGUACAACUGGUUCUCGUGUUGGAGGCUCUGCCAUCGCCACUGUACUGAAAAGGAGUGAAGAACAUGCUUUUAUAGACUUAUUUUUUUAAUGUUUAUAGAACUGGGCACAGUGGUGAGUGAGAAUAAACCUCCAGCCUCUUCCA